AUGGCCACGAAACCACUGAUCUCAAGAGCCUGGGACUUCCAGCGGUUCCGCAAGUUGGGAGCUCAAUACCAAGAAUGGAUAAGCAAUCCAAAUUCAGAAGGAUGCAACGUUGCCCCUGCAACACUUACUAGGCAGCAGAUGCUUGCUUCGUCCCAGGACUCGGACUGCUGGGUGUUGGAAGAGGAAUUCUUUUCCUCUGCGCCGAUGGGAAGCCUAAAAGGCGGCGACCCUCUAUCGAUGUAUCUUGCCCCCGGAGAAGUGUAUCUCGAGACACACCUGACAAGAACAUCACAAAAGUCCGAACGAUGGCUUAAGAAUUCAUACCACCAUAUAAUGGGACCUGGAAUCAUAAUUGCCGCAAUUAUCUUUAGGAGAGAGGGCCCUCAUUGGAAUGAGAUCGCCAGGGCUCUCUAUGACGCGACUUUUGGAAUUCAUAGCCUAAAGCACAUUGUCUUCACUGACGUGACUAACAUGGAAACCGAAGGUUAUGUGUGUAAUGGUCUGUACCCCGGGCGCUACCUGCUCACUAACGAGCAAAUGAAAGGAUACCAGACACUUCAAUAUGGUAGCCCCGAGUACCAACAAAUGUUGGGUACAACUUUGGGCAAAGCCGUGGCUUGUCUCGCUCUCUCCUCCUUCCCCAGAGGUACUGUGCAUAUCUCUCGUGUUCUCACUUGGUGGUCUGAUUAUGGCUCUCUGACAAUUCGAUUUGAUAUUCAACCUCUUGCCAGUGAUAGAGCUGUGGACCUCUAA
This is a messenger RNA of Penicillium brevicompactum, 753 nucleotides long. RefSeq lists its product as uncharacterized. The coding region runs from base 1 to 753 and encodes 250 amino acids. The transcript has a single exon. The record is from RefSeq and is a predicted model, not a curated record. NCBI's taxonomy places the organism in Eukaryota, Fungi, Ascomycota, Eurotiomycetes, Eurotiales, Aspergillaceae.